Molecule: messenger RNA, 597 nt
Organism: Hemibagrus wyckioides
Lineage: Eukaryota; Metazoa; Chordata; Actinopteri; Siluriformes; Bagridae
Product: cystatin-B-like
Exons: 3
Coding region: 110-412 (100 amino acids)
Cellular component (GO): cytosol
Molecular function (GO): cysteine-type endopeptidase inhibitor activity
Source: RefSeq, a predicted model, not a curated record
UGUUUUGUUUGGCACGUAUUUCCUGUCAGAUCAUUUUUGGGAGUGGCAUCAGGGCUUGGGGAACAUUAGACCAAACUAUUCCAUCUACUUCUACUUCCAGACAGAGAAGAUGCCUUUGUUGUGCGGAGGGACCACCGAGGCGAAGGACGCCAAUGAAGAAGUGCAGAAGAUCUGUGAUGAGAUGAAGGCUCUCGCGGAGGAAAAAGCCGGAAAAAAGUUUGACGCCUUCACCGCUAAAUCUUACAAGACACAGGUGGUAGCUGGGACGAACUAUUUCAUCAAGGUCCAUGUGGGCGGCGAGGAGUUUGUUCACCUGCGUGUCUAUAAGAUGCUGCCAUACGCUGGAGAAAAACUGGAACUUCAUGGAAUACAGACACCCAAAGCCCAUCAUGAUCCCAUCGAAUACUUCUAAGACUGACCGUACCGCUGAAAUUACUACUGUACAGCAGAGAAGCAGUAAUAAGGCUUACUAAACAGGGGUGGUGCUUGAAAUUGUGUAACAUUCGGCAUGUCACUUGCUUCGAACUGACAAAGUUGUAAUUCCUGAACUGACGAACAUAGCUGAUUCUUUUAUUAAAUAAAAAUAUAUUGUGUUUA